AAGGGGAGCACCACACGUGAAAUGUCAGUCAAGGUGUCGUCGUCGUCCCCCCAAUCAUGGAUGCGAGGAAAGCGAGAGGGCAGCUGGCGCCUACCUGCAACGGGAACGAGGCGCUCUUGUUGCCCACGUAACCCCGGACGACGUGGCUCUGGAUGGACAGGACGCGGCACUCCAUGGCGGCUCCCGCUGCUCGGCCGACGACGACGGACGCGGGCUUCAGCGCAUAACAACGCCGGGGACACAAUUUCAGAUUUAGCUUAAUAUUAGCUGCAUGCUGAACCCGACGUGUGUCACGCGCACGUAUGACGGCGGCGAGCCUGCGUGCGCGCGCGCGCCCGCCUCUGCGGAUUCAAGAUCACGUCCUUGCGAAAACCUAUUAUUUAUGUCAGCGUUUGUAAACGUUACCCGUUUACCCGUUACCCGACGCAGCUCAAUACAGAAAUAUCCCCCGCAAAACCACUGGCAUGCACUCCAAGGGAUGCACUACGUAUGCCAAUGCUGCGUGUGGCGCUGUUUUGCGUAGCCGCCAAUGUAAAACGGCGAAGAAGACAUGGCGCAUGCGCUGUGGCCAAACUCGACGCAAAACUUAAAAACGUGAAAAAAAAAAAAAACAUUUUUGCGCGGACGGGCGCUUAAUGAGAAAAGACUAUUAAAAGACUAUUAGCUGACAAUAACCUUGAUGUAUGGUCGGUGUUACGAAAUAAGUUCUGUCGUCAACGGGGCGUAAAAAGCACUCACAAAGUUCGGAUGCCAAGCUGUGACGCUCCCAAGUCAAUGGCCGAACAUUGAACGUGAAAGAAAAACGUUUUCGUCCGGGUAGGGCUUAGUAAAAGUAUGUACGAUGAAAUUCUAAAAGACAGCAACUAUUAGCGAUCAUCAAUGUGUGUUUCGGUGUUACAAAAUGGGGAGGACAUCAGGGGCCAGUGCUCACUAUAGAUAAAACGACUAGAUAAGCCAGCGCUCUGAGGCAUACCGACUAACCGACGUGCCUACGUUACGGCCAUGUUGGGAAGGUCGACGUAACCAUGAAAGUAAUACUUGUACAUUGAAAUUUAGUCGUAACUUGCUCAUUUCUCAACCGAUGUUCUUAGGUUUGUCGUCUUGUUAACGCCAGCGCGUGCGCUAUCGAUAAAGACUAUAAAAAAGCGCCCCCCCUAAAAAAAUACAUUUUACCUGUGAAACUUCCCUUGUCGCAAUUGUACAUUGUUGUACGCAACCGUAUGCGCCACAAUGUACCCGCAUUGCUUUGAUAUAAUGUUUCUUGCUUUGCACACACGCACUGGCCACUUUGACCCUCCUAGCUUAGCGUCGUCGGAGACACGCAGCUAAAAAAGGGGCGUGUCGUUUCUAUCUCUUCAUAUCUGUGUCCCGGUCAUUCAAACACGUGAAAGGGCGGAAAGGGAGAAGGAAGUGGGCAAUUGUCGAAGUAACUGUGGCAGAAAUGAAGGCGUUCUGCGGACGAGCCAGCCUGCCCGUUGCGGGUUUUGACUGCGCGGAGGAGAGCGAAGAGUACGACCACCACCAGGAGAUCGCCAGGUCACGCUACGCCGACAUGCUGCACGACCGCGACAGGAACGACAAGUACUACCGGGGCAUCAGGGCCGCUGUGGCCCGUGUGCGCGCUCGGGGUGAGAAAGUCAUCGUCCUGGACAUCGGAACAGGAACCGGCCUACUGUCCAUGAUGGCUGUUACAGCUGGAGCCGACUUGUGCUACGCCGUGGAGGUUUUCGAGCCCAUGGCGGCCGCCGCCAAGUGCAUUGUGGAGAAAAACGGCUUCGCGGACAAGAUCAAGGUCAUCAACAAACACUCCACGGACGUUACCGUGGGCCCGGGCGAAGACAUGGAAACGAAGGCCAACGUCCUCAUCACAGAACUGUUCGACACGGAGCUGAUCGGCGAAGGGGCUCUGCCCAGCUACGAACACGCGCACCGGAAGCUGGUCCGGGAGGGCUGCGAGGCCGUCCCUCACCGGGCCACCGUCUACGCCCAGCUGGUGGAGUCGCAGCUGUUCUGGAGCUGGGCCCGGCUGCGGCCGGUAGAGGUGCAGGGCAGCCGGGUGCUGCCUCCGCCGGCCGUGGGCGACUGCAGCGGCGCUCAUUCGGUGUGCGACAUUCAGCUCAGCCAGAUUUCGCCCCGGAGCUUCACCGCUUUGAGCCCCGUCUGCGCCAUGUUCGCCGUGGACUUCAGUAAGCCCGUCAGCGGCGCCCCCCGGUCCUACUCCUCGCGCUUUGCGGCUCGGACCGGCGGUCGGGCUCAAGCGGUGCUCUCCUGGUGGGACCUGGACAUGGAUCCCGGCGGCGGCAUCGUGUGCACCGUGGCGCCCGGCUGGACGUACCCGCGGCCGAAGACGGCUCCGUGGCGAGACCACUGGAUGCAGAGCGUGUACUUCCUGCCUGAGGAGCGCGAGGUGGCCGAAGGUCAAGAUCUGAGUCUGGUCGUGUGCCACGACGACUACAGUCUGUGGUACGGCCUCGGGUCUCGCGGCCGCGACGCCGUUCUCUCCAGGCCGUCUUGUACGUGCCAGGCCCACCUGGCGUGGACGCGAGCGCGAUUCGGUGAACUGAACGACGAAGUUCGCACAGAGCGCUACGUCAGCGCGCUGCGCGGCGUUGUGAAGGAGGACGGCGUCUGUGUCGGAGUGAGCGACGGAAGUCUUCUUCCUGUGUUUGCUCAUCUGCUGGGGGCCAAAAAGGUGUUGAGUUUGGAAAAGUUCAGCAUGAGCAAACGGGUGAUGGAGCAGCUGCUGGAGGCCAACUCGCUGGGAGGACGAGUGGAGCUGCUGGACGUCGCGCCCGAGCAGCUGACCCGCGAACAUUUGGGAGGAGAGCAGAUCUCGCUGCUGAUAGGCGAGCCCUACUUCUGCACGAGCCUUCUGCCUUGGCACUCGCUGUACUUUUGGUACUGUCGCAGCGCCCUGGCGGGCCUUCUCCGACCCGAUGCCGCCAUCUUGCCCCGCUCCGCCACUCUUCACAUGGUGGCCGUAGAGUUCCGGGAUUUGUGGAGGAUACGCGCUCCGUGCGUUACGUGCGAGGGAUUCGAUGUCACGCCGAUGGACGAAAUGAUCCAGAAAUCGCUGGAUUUGCGCGAGGCCCGCGAGGCCGAGCCCCACCCGCUCUGGGAGUAUCCCUGUCGCGCUCUGACUCCGUCCGCAGCCGUCAUGACCUUCGACUUCACGCGCCGCGUCCCUCGGCGGCCUAUCGUCGGCCGCGGUUCUCUACCGUUGGUGAGGAGCGGCCGCUGCCACGGCGUAGCCGCGUGGUUGGAGUACAGCCUGAGCCCGGACAUCUCGGUCAGCGAGGGUUUGAGGCGACCGGUCGACGAGCGGGGCGGCUGCGAGUGGAGUCGGCACAGGAAACAGGGCGUGUACUUCUUCCGAUCCGCGCGGGAGAGCUCGGGCGACGGCGGAGCCGCCGUGGUUUACGACGUCAAAUUUGAACCCGCUUCAGGAGACGUCACGAUGGACUUCAAUAUCGAGUCUCGUUGAGAUGGAGCAAAAGAAGCGCGAGGAACUUUGGCAUUUGGCAAAAACGGGUCGAGGCGCGCUGCGGGGGAUCGGCGAACGGGACCGUUUCUUGAAACGUCUACCGUGUCUUUUGUAGAAAGAAACGAUUUACACGACAACUUUCGUUUGAAAACAUCCUCCGUAAAUAAAAAGUUUGGGUUUCAAAACAA
Molecule: messenger RNA, 3672 nt
Organism: Phycodurus eques (leafy seadragon)
Lineage: Eukaryota; Metazoa; Chordata; Actinopteri; Syngnathiformes; Syngnathidae
Gene: prmt7
Product: protein arginine methyltransferase 7
Exons: 2
Coding region: 1442-3484 (680 amino acids)
Biological process (GO): peptidyl-arginine methylation
Molecular function (GO): protein-arginine omega-N monomethyltransferase activity
Source: RefSeq, a predicted model, not a curated record